GGUAGAGUGCCUGUUAUCUUUUCUCCUCGGCAUCAAGCGUCCAGCGCCGGUGUGUCAUCAGUUACAGCCCAGAGCUGGCACUGGCUCAAAGUGUGUGGGGUGGGGGGAGAGAUGCUAGGAAAUGCAAUCCAUAUGGUGGCACUAUAAAACCUAGCACAUCCAUAUCCAUAGUCCAAGAUCAUCGCUGCAGGCUUCAAUAAACCAUCAAGUCAAUAACUCUCAAUUCUUCACAGCGGCCACGGUGGUCCACACAACAGAAGACUUCUACAGAGCACAAGGUGACCAGGACCGGGUGAUUAUAAAGGGAGGUCCUGCUGGAUUUGAUAUGAAGAUCCUGUGUCAUGUAAUAUUCCUGCUCAUGCUGGGAGCCAUUUAUUGCCAGAACAACCGAAAUGCCAAACCCAGCGGCAGAGCAGCUAAAAAACCCAGCAGUCCGUCUGCAGAGGUCGGCCCAGACGAUGACUCUGGCAAAGACACGCGUGCGGGGAACCAGCAGACAGCAUCUGCUAACAAGCCGGCCGAUGACAUGAAGCUGCACCUCCUGAAGAACACGCCAGCCACGUGCAAUGACGGCACUGCGGCUGGGUUUUACCUAAAGGAGUUCAAAGGAAGCAAGAGGUGGCUGAUAUUUUUGGAGGGUGGUUGGUGCUGUUACAACAAAGAGACCUGUGAUUCCAGAUAUAAAAAUAUCCCUCGCCUGAUGAGCUCAACUGACUGGCCACAGACACGCAAAGGAACUGGAAUCCUGUCUUCACAAGCUGAUGAGAAUCCACACUGGUAUAAUUCCAACAUUGUGUUUGUCCCCUACUGCUCCAGUGAUGUGUGGAGUGGUAACAAACCAGCAGCAAAGACCAAACAGGCAAAAGAAACAGAGUACUCCUUCAUGGGAUCUGUGAUCAUCCGGGAGCUGAUCAAAGAGCUUGCAACAAAAGGACUGAAACAGGCCAAAGUGGUGAUGCUGGCUGGAACGAGUGCUGGAGGUACAGGUGUGAUGCUGAACAUCGAGAAGGUGGCCAGUCAGCUGGAGCAGUUCGGUGCAGAUGUGCAGGUUCGAGGCUUGGUCGAUUCCGGAUGGUUUCUGGAGAGCAAGCAGCAAAAGACCCAAGAGUGUCCAGACAGUCUCUCUUGCACUCCGGUUGAUGCUAUCAAGAAAGGGUUGCGAAUGUGGAAUGGGGUUAUUCCGGAGAAGUGUAAGCAGCACUACAAGCGAGGCGAGGAGUGGCAAUGCUUUUUCGGACACAAGCUGUACUCCUUCUUGAGCUCUCCACUGUUUGUGGUUCAGUGGCUUUUUGAUGAGGAACAGUUGCGUGUGGAAAACAUCUACGUGGGCGGACAGUCUCUUUCCGAGCAGCAGUGGACCUACAUGCAGAAUCUCGGGAAAGAACUGAAAAACUCCCUCAAAGAUGUCACUGCUGUGUUCGCCCCGUCCUGCCUGUCCCACACACUGAUCACUAAAAGUAACUGGAUGGACUUCCAAGUGAAGGGCACAUCUCUGUCUCGCGCACUCCAGUGCUGGGACAGAAGCCUUCAGGAGGCCAACAAGAACAGCAAGACGGCUCUGAAAGGCUGCCCUUUCCACCUGAUCGACACAUGCCAAUACCCUCAGUGCAACCCGACGUGUCCGGCGCUGAUUGACCAGGCCACGCAGCAGGAGAUGACCCUGCUCCAGGUGCUGGCCAGCAUGGGUGUGGACCUGCAGAAGCUCGGUCUGGACACACGGCGUGACGGCAGCGCUUCCUCCAGCAUGAUUAGCAACGGUGGCUAAGGAGUGAUAGUUGAGUGAUAGUAGAGUUUCCUCAGUGGCGACCCUUAGAGUCACUCUUUUGUGUUCCAAAGAGGUUGAGAUCUUUGAGCCGUGAGUAUGUAUUUGGAUUUCUGUGCCAAAUGUGUGCAAGUAGGAUGGACUUUUGGAAGUAAAGCAUGAGUUAUGAUUAUGUAUCUAGUCACAGUUAAUCCAUAGUUAACCUGCAACUCGUGUAUGUGGAGAUUAGAUUGAAGGGUCGUUUUUUUAAUUUCACUCAAACUGCUUUAUUCAAACAAGAUGUUUUUGUACAGGGAACACCUUACUGCAAGAGGAAAGAGAGCAUGAGGUAACAAUACCAGUCAAUUCUAGAGAUCUUUUCAGACUGGAUUAAUAGUAUACACUCCUGGGAACAAAGCUUAUCAGUACUCCAUACUGUACCCAAGGUGCAUGACAUGUUGGGGUUGGUAGCCUGAUAGUCAAACAGAAACGACAUACCUAAAGGUUAUCUAUUUAUUAUCUUUUGGCUUAGUUGAGAAGAGUGUGAUAUCCUUUCAGUUAUGAAUAUAUACUGGUAUUAAAUGCCAUACAGUAAGAUAAUUUAUAUAUUCAUUUCACAUUUUCAGUAUGAACUGAAUAUAAAGUAAAAUAUAUUGCAUUAUCAUGAAUGUAAAUCAAGUGCCUUUGAUAUUUAUCGGCUGCUGAACACUAAUAAAUGUGUAACAUAA
Pangasianodon hypophthalmus (striped catfish) is the source of this 2469-nucleotide messenger RNA. It is a transcript of the gene notum2, whose product is annotated as notum pectinacetylesterase 2. The record is from RefSeq and is a predicted model, not a curated record. The transcript is spliced from 12 exons. Gene Ontology annotation, molecular function: hydrolase activity. The coding region runs from base 326 to 1765 and encodes 479 amino acids. NCBI's taxonomy places the organism in Eukaryota, Metazoa, Chordata, Actinopteri, Siluriformes, Pangasiidae.